Molecule: messenger RNA, 2334 nt
Organism: Saccharomycodes ludwigii
Lineage: Eukaryota; Fungi; Ascomycota; Saccharomycetes; Saccharomycodales; Saccharomycodaceae
Exons: 1
Coding region: 1-2334 (777 amino acids)
Molecular function (GO): RNA binding
Source: RefSeq, a predicted model, not a curated record
AUGACUCAAAGUGCAAAUAUUAUUUCUAGUUCUGUUCAAGUUUUCAUUAAACCUAACCAAGAGCAUGUUUUGUUUGAUAACGUUGAAUGGAAACCUAUUAACCCAAUUUAUGGAAUAUUAAAACAUAAUAACAAAACAGACGUAGCAACUGGUGUGGUUUCUGAGCCCCUAAAUAUUUUAUGUUGUGAGCCAAUUUUAAAUAACAGUAACAACAAUGAGUUAUACGAAUACAGAAUUGUCACUGACGAUGUAGAUUUUUUACAAAAAAAAUGUCUAGAACUAAAAAUAGCAACUACCCUAAAUAGUGCUGAAACUUACUUAAGUAUUGUAGAAUGUUGUAACGAACAUAAUGUUUCAUGUUUCAUUAGUUCCAAAAGGUACUAUUAUCAUGAGCCAAUUGGUAUAAACACUAGUUGUAAUAAAAAUAUUGCCAAUGGAUCAAGUAACGCUGAUAUCAUAAAUCAACAACAUGGAAACCAGAAUUUUUAUAUUUAUGUUUUCGGUAAUCAGCUAAAUGUUAUUUCCGUAGAAAGUUCUUUAAGAACAUUGAUUGAUAUGAAGGAGGGUAAGUUUGUAAAGUACCUCAAGAUUCCAUCUUAUCACUAUAUCCCAUUGAUAGGAGGAAUCGGGUUUCAAGACUUUAAAACAUUAUCGUCGAUCUAUAAUGUUAACAUUUAUUUGCCUACCCUAUUACCAGUAUUGAAUAAUAAUAAUAAUAAUAUACAAUCACUGGGAGAUACCAUUUUCAUUACUGGUGAUUUGCAUGGUAAUGUCUUAUUGGCUGUUAAAAAUAUUAAAGAAAUUAUUCAAUCAUGUACAUUAUACUCAACAGUUUUACAAAAUAUUUUGAUAAAAGAUGUAUAUUUAUCGCCAAUGAAAUUAAAAUACAUAGCCGAAUUUUAUAAAGAUGAUAUUAUUAAAUUAAUGGUUGAAUACUCCUCCUUUAUUGAAAUAGACUACGCAUCGAAUUCAGUCAUAUUUUACGCAAGUGAUUAUAAACUUUUAAAAUUGGCAGCCCGUGAGUUUGCUAGGCUAUUUUUGAUGGAUAUUUACGAAUUUGAAAUUAGCGGUAUUUCGAAAUGGAAAGAUAUGCUUCCGUUUUAUAAAAAUAUAGAUCAAUAUAACAUGUUUGGACAAUAUGUCAUUCAGAACGAUUCUGAUAAUUUCAAGGUAUCGGUCAUCGGCGAGGACGUGGUUCCAUUUAUCAAAGGUAUUUCAAGGGACUAUAAUUUGGCCGUGGAAAAUAAUCUAAAAUUUACGAUUUAUAUUGAACUACUACCCGAGUUUAGAGAAUUUAUUAGUGGGAAGAAAAACGGUAAGUUUAUUAAAAUUAUGGAUACAUUUAAAAUUAAUUUGAAGACAGUGGAGAAUACAAAGAGCAGUAAUGGCAAAAACACUAAGGACCAGCCUAUAAUUGAAACUAUUUUUGUUGCCUUGGAAAGCGAUAAUUUAAAUGAGGCCGUAUCAGGUCUAGAUUUACUUUUACAAGAAGUUCCUGCAGAGGAAUCGUUUUACAUUCCGGAGGCUUAUCAUAGAUCCAUAAUUGGCACAGGUGGAUCGCUAAUUCAAAGCGUGAUGAAAAAGCACAAUGUGUUUAUUCAGUUUUAUAACACUUUUAAUUAUCCACAAAACUCAUUUAAUUUUGUUAGAUUUAAUAAUGUAAUUAUUAGAUGCCCUUCUAAAAAUAAACAUACUAUACGGAAAGCCAAAGAAGAAUUAUUAGAGUUGGCCUCGAGAUGUAGUGGGUACAGGGACGACAACAACGACAACGACAACGACAACGACGUUAAAAAUACGAUCAAAAUAUCUAAAAACCAAUAUAAUAUGAUGACCAUUUAUAGUCCAAGGGAAAAUAGAAUUCAAAAUAAAAUAGGCGAGUUUGAAGAAGAGUUGUGCAUUUUUAUUAAUUUCCCCUCUCAAUUGAUCCUUGAGGACGAAGAGUCUGUAGUAAUAACCAUUAAACACAAUAAUAGUUUAUUGUCAGAUCCCAAACAGCAUUUAAAUACAAAAACAAGUCUGAAUUCCACCAACAGCAAACAUCUAUUGUACAAUGACAAAUUUUCGAGUAUACUCCCAAGAGAGUAUAGAAUCCAAACUUCCUACCAAUAUCUCUUGGGGAAGUAUUUAAAUGAAGAUGAUGAUUUUGUAAAUACCAUUAAAACACCCAUUUUAGCAGCACUGAAUAUAAGUAUGGAAUUCACCGGGGAUAGUAUUAUUUUAGUUUACCAUAAAGAAAAAGCAAACGAAAUUAUAAAUGUAGUAAGCUUGAUUAGUGAUUUUUUGAAAAAUAAAAAAAAUAUUGAAAUAAUCUCCAAAACUGAAUUACAUAUUUAG